CACACCUCCGAACACAACACCGUCUCUAAUCAUGUCGUGUGGCCGCUCCGACCCUCACUGUUCCCGGCUACUGCUGCUGCUGUGGGUCGGUCUCUGCUAUGGAGCCGUGGAGGAGGAACCCAUGCAGCGGUACCAGGACUUGUGCAGUUAUAAAUGGGAGGCUUUGGACCGGGAUAAUAAUGUGAAAUAUACUCUGAAGCUGUGCGACUCUUCACCAUCGACCGGCUGCAGCCCUGAAACGGCCGUCUGUGCACAAGACCUGACCAGCAGCAGCUAUCAGUCAGUCGGUGAUUUGUCUCUGAAGAGUCUCUCCGGCUCCGUGAUGAACUUCAACAGCUCCGUGAAAUGUUCAGGACACGAAAACAACAUUCAGACCAGCAUCAGCUUCCUGUGUGGGAAAACCAUGGGAACCCCGGAGUUCGUGGCUGUGUCUCAGUGUGUUCAUUACUUCGAGUGGAGGACUUACACCGCCUGCAAGAAGAACAAGUUCAAACCACACAAAGAGGUGCCAUGCUUCAUGUUUGACUCUGACGGGAAGAAGCAUGACCUCAGUCCUCUGAUCAAAGUGAGUGACGGCUACCUGGUGGACGACGGAGACGACACCAUCGACUUCUACAUCAACAUCUGCCGCAGCCUCAACCUGCAGGAUAAACCCUGUGAACCUGGAGCAGCAGCCUGUCUGAUCACCAGCAGCGGCUCCUUCAACAUGGGAUCACCCACCAGCGCUCUGCAGCUGCUCUCCAGUGACAGUCUCAGGGUUAAGGUUAGGGUUAGUUUUUAUUUCGACCUGUCCCCCCUCACCAAACCCAGCGGUUCUUAUUAUAACCUGAGCAGUGGCAGCUAUGAUUACUUCAUCAACGUGUGUGCUGCGGUUAAAGCUGCUUCCUGUCCAGAGAAAGCUGGAGCCUGUCAGGUGGAGAAGAGUGCUUGGAGUCUGGGUGAAGCUAACUCCCGCCUGUCUUACUAUGACGGUCAGAUCAAGCUCACCUACAGUAACGGCUCUCAGUACAACAACAAGCACACACUCAGAUCCACCAGCAUCUCCUUCCUCUGUGAUCCCGAAGCCGGAGCCGGAAAACAGAAUUCCAGGAAGGAAGAUAACUACACGUAUAACUUCCUGUGGUACACUUCCUGCUGUCCUGAGACUCCUCAUGAGUGCAUGGUGACUGAUCCCAAAACCCUGGACCAGUACGACCUGUCCAGCUUGUCUCGCUCCUCCUCUGGUAAGAACUGGCAGGCGAUGGAUUUAUCUGAAACCAUGAACCUGAAGAAGUAUUACAUCAACAUCUGUCGGCCAAUCAACGCUGUGCAGGGCUGCGACCGCCACGCCUCAGUCUGUCAGAUGAAAUACGUCUCAGAGCAGGGCGUUCCUAAGGAAGUGGUGUCAGUCAGUAACAUGGGAAUCUCUAAGCGAGGUCCGGUCAUCGUGGCGAGGGAUAGGCUGCUGCUGGAGUUCACCGACGGCUCCGCCUGCAUCUCAGACGGCCUGAAGCUCACCUACACCACCCGCAUCCACCUGGUCUGCUCCAGAGGAACCGUGUCGAUGGGACCUCGUUUCCUGAUGUACCAGAACUGCACCGCGACCUUCAUGUGGGAGACCAGAGCAGCCUGCGCCAUCACUACCACCAAGAACACGAGCUGUGCUGUGGCAGAUCCAAACAACGGCAUCGAGUUCAACCUUCAGCCUCUGGCCUCAAAGGACGGAUACAAGGUCAACGCUAACGGGAAGGACUUCCUGCUGAACAUCUGUGGAGACUUGGCCGUGUGCGGAGAGGGAAUGUCCGGCUGUGAGAUGGAAGACGGACACGCGCUCAGUCCGGUGGGUUUGGAGAGAAGCCUCGAGUAUUCCUCUGAUGGACUGCUGAAGCUCGUUUAUAAGGGACCAAGAGACGACACAACAGCCACCAGAGACACGUUCACUAUAAACUUCGUGUGUGAUCAGAAGGCUCUGAGCGGCUCGUUGAAGAUGCUGCAGGAGGAUCUGAGUUCUCUACCAAACCACGUGGUCCAUGAUGUUCUCUUUGAGUUCUCCACGGCUCUGGCCUGCGUCCCUGCUCCUGUUAACUGCAGGAUCUUUGACACUCAGGGUAACGAGUACGACCUGAGUCACCUGAUGCGUGACAACGACGACAGCCCUUGGGUUGCCAUGGAUACCGACUCCAGCACAUCACGCAGCUUCUACAUCAACGUCUGCAGACCCCUCCCCCCUGUGAAGGAGUGUCCAGUGGGUCCUUUGGGUGCCUGCGGGGUGAUCGAUGGGACCAGUUCCAACCUGGGAUACGUCCAGUCCAGCCCUCAGGUGGCGGAGGACGGCUCCAUCAGCAUCGUCUACCACAACGGAGACAAGUGUGGAGCGUCGGCUCGAUACUCCACACGCAUCAUCUUCCAGUGUGACGACAAUCCGGGCUCCCCCAUGUUUGACCGUAAGGACGGCUGUGAGUACGUCUUCAUCUGGAGGACGUCUGAGGCCUGUCCAAUCAGGAAGUCUCAAGGCGAUGAGUGUCGUGUUCUGGACCCUCGGAGCGGCUACGAGUUCGACCUGAGCUCUCUGAAAGAUAAAGAUUACUCCAUCAGGAGCGAUAAAUACAUCUACCACCUGUCCGUGUGCAGCGGCCUCCAGAAAGGAGUCUGCACCCACAAAGACACCGGCAGCGACAAGGUGUCCUCCUGUCAGGCUGACGGCUCCAACCACAAGAUCGCAGGACUGGCGAACCAGGUUCUGAGCUAUGUUGGAGAUCAGCUGAUCCUCAACUACACCGCUGGAGAUACGUGCCACAAGAUCUACCAGAGAUCCACUGAGAUCUACUUCUCCUGCCAUCCUGACAUGCAUCCUGGCACUCCAGAGUUCAUCAAGGAGACUCCAGAGUGCACCUACCUGUUUAACUGGCCCACUGCUCUGGCCUGCAUCCCAGUAAAGACCACCAGCUGCUCCUACAACGACGGUCACGGUCACUCAUACGACCUUUCACCUCUGGCCAUGGAGACCCAGAACUGGGAGGUGGAGCCGACCACGAGCGACACCAAGAACACGUUUUACAUCAACGUGUGCAGAUCUCUGGUGCAGCAGGGAGGCUCGUGGAAGUGUCCGUCCAGCGCAGCGUCGUGUCUGAAGGUGGGGGAUGAAUACAUGAGUCUGGGUCAGCUGCAGUCCGGUCCUACGUGGGACAGGAACGUGCUGAAGCUGCAGUACGGCAGCGGACACGUCUGUCCUGACGGAGUCCGAAACAAGAGCAGCAUCAUCCGCUUCAAGUGUGACAAAGACAGAGUGGACUCUCGGCCGACUCUCAUCUCAGCCAUAGAGGACUGUGUGUAUACCUUCCUCUGGUUAACAGCUGCAGCUUGUCCUCUAAACACGACUCAGCAUGAUGACUGUAGAGUCACUAACCCAGCUACAGGUCACCUGUUUGAUCUGAACAGUCUGAGGCAGGAAGGAGGUUACACUGUGUACGAUCACCAGGAACACAGAACCAUGUUCCGCAUGAACAUCUGUGGGAACGUCACCAACGCUGGAUGUUCUCCAGAUACCGCGGUGUGUAUCAAGGACCAGACCUCGGUGCUGAGUGGGGGUCAUGUGAGCAGUAAACUCUCCUACAAGGAUCACGUUGUGGAGCUGACGUAUGAAGCAGGAAGUCCGUGUUCUGCAAACCCCCACCUCACACACAAGACCAUCAUCCACUUCAUCUGCAGACCUCCUCACAUGAGCUCAGCUCCUCCAGAACCCGUCCUCACCGGAUCCAACGCUGACACCUGCACACACUUCUUCUCCUUCCACACACACCUGGUCUGCGAACAGCCUGUGACGUGUUCGGUCCAGAACGGUUCCUCUCUCAUAGAUCUGACUCCUCUGAUUCACGUCAGCGGAUAUUACACAGCUACAGAUGAAACCGUGGAUCAGAGCGACGGGUCUCCAGACUUCUACAUCAACGUGUGUCAGCCUCUGAACCCGAUCCCAGGAGUCAUCUGCCCCCCCGGAGCCGCCGUCUGUAUGGACCCUGAUAACGGACCGCCUAUCGAUAUUGGGCGGACCACCAGCGGUCCUCAGAUCAGCAGUGCUACGGGUGAAGUAACGAUCACGUAUCAGAGCUCCACUAAAUGUGAAUCCGACCCUUCAAAGAAUUACACGUCUACGAUCAUCUUCACCUGCCAGAGAGGACUGGAGCUGGGCUCUCCUCAGAUGCUCAGGCAGCAGCAGUGUGUGUAUCUCUUUGAGUGGGCGACUCCGGUCGUGUGUUCAGACGCGACUCAAACCAGCGGCUGCAAACUCACCGACUCUCAGCUGCAGUUCACCUUUGACCUCUCUGAGCUCAGCGGGGAAGUACAGGUCCCGGUCGGGUCCAGCAGCUACCGGAUCAACGUGUGCGGCUCGGUGAAGGAUCCGUCCUGUAAGAGCAGCGCCGUCUGCCGCGUCACCGGCUCCGGCUCGGACCAGACGGCCUCGUCGUUCGGCAACAGCAAAGCCAUGACGAUGGACUUCAAACACGAGGAGCAGGCGGUGCUGAUGCAGUACGGAGGAGGAGACCCCUGCCCCCCUGUGACGGAUGGAGACGAAGCGUGUGUGUUCCCCUUCACCUCCAUGAAGAAGAAGUACACACAGUGCACCACAGACGGCAGGACAGACGGCAGGAAGUGGUGCGCCACCACCGCUAACUAUGACACGGACAGGAAGUGGGGAUUCUGCCAUGAAGCGUCCGCUAAGCGCCAGUCGUCCAUCCUGUUCACGUGUGACGAGUCAGCGGGUCACGGCUCUCCUCAGCUGCUCGCGGAGACGGAGGAUUGCUCGGCGACUUUCUCGUGGAAGACCAGCGCAGUGUGUCCUCCGAAGAAGAUGGAGUGUAAACUAGUGAGCCAGCAUCAGACCUUCGACCUGCGGACGCUAUCCUCCCUCACCGAGCCCUGGAAGUUCAGACACAACACAGACUCAUACUUCAUCAACCUGUGUCAGGGGAUCCAUGGAGGAUUACUGGGAUGUCCAGAAGGAGCGACGGUCUGCAGACACACAGCAGCAGGAACCACUCAGACGCUGGGACGAGUACACACUCAGAAAAUGAGCUUCAAAGAUGGAAACAUCUCCGUCAGUUACUCAGCAGGAGACGAUGUUUGUGGGAACGGAGUGAAGGCGAAGACGCUGAUCCAGCUGAGCUGCGGCACCACGGUGGGACGCCCGGCCAUCAUCAGUAUCGACCAGGCGUCCUGUCAGUUUGUGAUUGGCUGGGCGACUCGGUCAGCGUGUGCGGUGAAGCAGCAUGAAGUGACGAUGGUGAACGGAACGAUCCAAGUUCCUGAUACUGGAGCCAGUCUGAGUCUGGGAGUGCUCUACUUCAGCCAUCAUCAGGCGUCUGGAGACAUCCGACCCAACGGAGACCGCUACAUCUAUCACAUCCAGCUGUCGGGAAUCACCGACAACUCUCUGCCCAAAUGUGUGGGAGCCAACAUCUGUCAGGUGAAACUGAACGGACCGAACAGACGCAAGAUCGGCUCCUCCAGCGAAGCAAAGUACUACAUCAAAGGAGGAAACCUGGACGUGAUGGUGUCGUCUCAGUCCGACUGCGGCCGGGAGAAAAGCAAGAAGGUGUCGUCCACCAUCAUGUUCCACUGUAACCCGUCAGCGGGGGUCGGCAUCCCCGAAUUCAUGCUGGAGACGGACGAGUGCCAGUAUCUGUUUGUGUGGCACACCGACGCCGUGUGUGGACUCACGACUGUGAACACAGACUCUCUGGAUGAUGACGGCGCUCCAGGUUUGUCCAGGAGGAGCCAGGCGGUGGGAAUAGUGCUGAGCCUGCUGCUGGUGGGACUGACUGUGUGUCUGCUGGGACUGCUGCUGCACAAGAGAGAGAGGAGAGAGCUGGUGAUCCAGAAGGUUGCCGGCUGCUGCAGGAGAGGAAACCAAGUCUCCUAUAAAUACUCCAAGGUCAACAUGGACGAAGACGCAGGUGAAGACGAGAUGGAGUGGUUAAUGGAGGAGCUCGAAGCCCCUCCCACCUCUUCCUCCUCUUCCUCCUCCCAUCGGGGCAGGAGUAACCACGGCAACGGCCACAUCACGACGAAGCCGGUGAACACGGACGGGCUUCGCUCCUUCUCGCUGGAUGAGCAGGACGAUGACGACAGCGAGGACGAAGUGCUGAGCUUCCCGGGAGUGAGAGUGGUCAAACCUUCCUCCUCUGUUUCCAAAAACUCAGCGGCUCAUCUCAGCGCUUUCCUCCAGGAGGAGAGCGACGAGGACUUGGUCGGCCUCCUGGACGAGUCAGACAGGAAGAGGAAGAGCGGCAAACCUCGCUCUUCCACCCGUAGCCACGGUAACAACAACACGGCAGCCAACAGGAAACGGGACGAGGAAGACAGUGACGAGGACCUCCUCAGGGUGUGAUGUCA
This is a messenger RNA of Scomber japonicus (chub mackerel), 6369 nucleotides long. RefSeq names its product insulin-like growth factor 2 receptor (gene igf2r). Gene Ontology annotation, cellular component: plasma membrane; trans-Golgi network; late endosome. Gene Ontology annotation, biological process: lysosomal transport. Gene Ontology annotation, molecular function: D-mannose binding; insulin-like growth factor binding; signaling receptor activity. The record is from RefSeq and is a predicted model, not a curated record. Lineage: Eukaryota; Metazoa; Chordata; Actinopteri; Scombriformes; Scombridae.